Molecule: messenger RNA, 1534 nt
Organism: Phodopus roborovskii (desert hamster)
Lineage: Eukaryota; Metazoa; Chordata; Mammalia; Rodentia; Cricetidae
Gene: Tuba8
Product: tubulin alpha 8
Exons: 5
Coding region: 166-1515 (449 amino acids)
Biological process (GO): microtubule cytoskeleton organization; mitotic cell cycle
Cellular component (GO): cytoplasm; microtubule
Molecular function (GO): GTP binding; structural constituent of cytoskeleton
Source: RefSeq, a predicted model, not a curated record
UCCCCUCCUCGGGCACUGUGAUGCUGCAGGGCAACUGCUGGCCCAGCAUGUCUGUCUCAGGCCCCCUCCCUCGCAGUGUGUCACAACCGCGGAGGCGGCCGUAUCUGGAGCAGUUGGGGUGGGCAGGCCCAGCUGGGAGGCGAGCGGGCGAGGAGAGCGGCCACGAUGCGGGAAUGCAUAUCAGUCCACGUGGGUCAAGCUGGAGUUCAGAUUGGCAAUGCCUGCUGGGAACUCUUCUGUUUGGAACAUGGCAUCCAGGCAGAUGGAACCUUUGGCACUCAGGCCAGCAAGGUCAAUGAUGAUGACUCCUUCACCACCUUUUUCAGUGAGACUGGAAAUGGAAAACAUGUGCCCCGGGCUGUCAUGGUCGACUUGGAACCUACUGUAGUAGAUGAGGUGCGGGCAGGAACCUACCGCCAGCUCUUCCAUCCUGAGCAGCUGAUCACAGGGAAGGAAGAUGCUGCUAACAAUUACGCUCGCGGGCACUAUACGGUGGGCAAGGAGAGUAUCGACCUGGUGCUGGACCGCAUCCGUAAGUUGACAGAUGCCUGCUCCGGCUUGCAGGGAUUCCUCAUCUUCCACAGCUUUGGUGGGGGCACAGGCUCUGGCUUCACGUCUCUGCUGAUGGAACGGCUUUCCCUUGACUACGGCAAGAAGUCCAAGCUAGAAUUUGCCAUCUACCCAGCACCACAGGUGUCCACAGCAGUGGUGGAGCCCUACAACUCCAUCCUGACCACGCACACCACCCUGGAGCACUCUGACUGUGCUUUCAUGGUGGACAAUGAAGCCAUCUAUGACAUCUGCCGCAGGAACCUGGACAUCGAGCGCCCCACCUACACCAACCUCAACCGCCUCAUCAGCCAGAUUGUGUCCUCAAUCACUGCCUCUCUCCGCUUUGAUGGAGCCCUCAAUGUGGACCUCACAGAGUUCCAAACCAACCUUGUACCCUAUCCCAGAAUCCACUUCCCACUGGUCACCUACGCACCCAUCAUUUCUGCUGAGAAAGCCUACCAUGAGCAGCUGUCUGUGGCAGAGAUCACCAGCUCCUGCUUUGAGCCCAAUAGCCAGAUGGUGAAGUGUGACCCACGUCAUGGCAAAUACAUGGCCUGCUGCAUGCUCUACCGUGGUGAUGUGGUACCCAAGGAUGUCAAUGUUGCCAUAGCUGCCAUCAAGACUAAGAGAACCAUCCAGUUCGUUGACUGGUGUCCCACAGGCUUCAAGGUGGGCAUCAACUACCAGCCACCCACUGUUGUGCCAGGAGGGGACCUGGCUAAAGUCCAGCGAGCCGUGUGCAUGCUCAGCAACACCACAGCAAUUGCAGAGGCCUGGGCCCGCCUGGACCAUAAAUUUGAUCUCAUGUAUGCCAAGCGGGCCUUUGUACAUUGGUAUGUUGGAGAGGGAAUGGAGGAAGGAGAGUUUUCUGAGGCCAGGGAGGACCUGGCUGCCCUGGAGAAGGAUUAUGAAGAAGUGGGGACUGAUUCAUUUGAAGAGGAGAAUGAGGGGGAGGAAUUUUAAAUAUACACCUGCCCCAUGA